Molecule: messenger RNA, 895 nt
Organism: Zea mays
Lineage: Eukaryota; Viridiplantae; Streptophyta; Magnoliopsida; Poales; Poaceae
Exons: 3
Coding region: 346-732 (128 amino acids)
Source: RefSeq, a predicted model, not a curated record
UGUUCAACGGUGUGCCCUUGGCUCCCCCUCCCCUACCACUGUAGCCGAUUUAGGGGCUACAGUGCGCCCCUAAAUCCUUCACCGGCUUCCUCCUCCUCCUCUCCCCUCCCGAUUCCUUCUCUCUCCCGCUAAAUGGAUGGGCACGCUACGCCGGAUUUCUCCCCCGCGGUCGGUUCGUUGGGCCACACAAUCGCGCGGUCGGAAAACUCCGCGGAGGGCAAAGGAGGCGAAGCAAGGGCGACGUAUCCGCCGCCGGAGAAGGUAGCCGUCGAUCCGCUUCAUUGGAGCUUCAAGGUCCACCCGCGAUGAGCAAAGCAGGCGGUCGAUCCGGCGCGGCGGCCGGGUAUGGCGGCCGCGGAGCAGCUGAAGGAGCUGGGGGAGAAGCUGCAGGCGGUGGUGCCGGCUCCUGCGGACGAACUCGCCAAGCUCCUCGAGGUAGUUCUGGUUGAUUUGGUUCAAGAUGACGGAGGAAAAGGUGGGGCGGAUCUUCGUCGGCGGGCUGUCGUGGAACACCACGGAGCGCACGCUCGAGCGCACCUUCGGUCAGUACGGCAAGGUCAUCGAGGCUCAGCAGCUGCUGAUUCACAGAGACUGCAGUCAGUUCAAUUUCUGCAUGUUAGGAAGUUAGCAAAGUUGCUGGAAAAGAAAUUCACUAAUCAUUUGAGCUCACUGGUUAGCAUUUUUGCGGUGAUGGGUUCAGUAAAGAUCAAUUGGAGGCAUAUACACUGUUAGAUUCAGUUUUGCUAGGUGUGAUCUGUUUUGUGGACAGAACCAGAUACCUGUUUUUGGCUUGUUAGCACUUAAGAUAACUGCUGCCAGCUUUAGAACACAAAAGAAUCAUCACCGGCAUGGUUAAUGAACUCCAGUCAAGUAAACAUGGUUGCAUUAAGAAGUG